Messenger RNA from Fulvia fulva, 1488 nucleotides. Its product is annotated as FAD-linked oxidoreductase pyvE. The transcript has 4 exons. Gene Ontology annotation, molecular function: FAD binding; oxidoreductase activity. NCBI's taxonomy places the organism in Eukaryota, Fungi, Ascomycota, Dothideomycetes, Mycosphaerellales, Mycosphaerellaceae. The record is from RefSeq and is a predicted model, not a curated record. Bases 1 to 1488 code for a protein of 495 amino acids.
AUGCCUUGGCAACAGCUUGUCGAACAUACGCAUCUGGAUCCUCCCCACGGAAGCAAUAGUUGUGAGCUGCCGUGCCCUUACUUUGGUCAAAGUGCCACCAUCGAACGAUGGUCUAGGGCGGCAGAGAAGCCGGCCGGCGUAUCUGUGAUGCCAACCAGGGCUGAAGAGGUAGCCAUUGCGGUCAAAUACGCAACCGAGCAUGGUCUCAAUCUGGCUGUGAAGGGUGGCGGUCACUCGACCUCUGGUGCCAGCAGCACCGACGGAGGUGUUCUCAUCAAUCUUGGAAAGAUGCGGCAGGUCAACGUCGACGUCGACAACAAGCUCCUACACGUCCAAGGCGGCGCUCUCUGGCACGAUGUCGAUCAAGCCGCGUGGAAGCAUGGACUCGCCACUGUCGGCGGCACCGUCGCAGACACCGGUGUCGGUGGACUGACUCUCGGUGGCGGCUACGGUCACCUCACCGGAAAGUACGGCCUGGUGUUCGACAACGUCGUAAGUUGCACCGUCGUCCUCGCAAGCGGCGAAAUUGUCAAAGCAAGUGAGAGUGAGAACCCAGACCUCUUCUGGGCGCUCGGUGGAGCAGGCCAAAACUUCGGCGUGACAGUCGAAUUCGUCUUCAAGGCCUAUCCACCAGGAGAAAUGUUCACUGGCAUGUUAGCCUUCCCACCCACGCCCGAUGUGAUCGAGGAGAUAGCGGCCGCGGGGAACGAGCUGUACCAGGUUCGAGAUGGACCGCAAGGCCCGGAGACGAGGGCGCAGGGCAGGUGCGGCUCUCUUGUCGUCCUGGCUAAGCCACCUGAUGCUGGAGGACAGACGAUGAUCCUGGCUUUGCAUGCUUUCAAUGGGACGGAAGAAGAGGGUCGAAAGCUGCUCAAGCCAUUCUUUGACAUCGGGCCGGUCGUGAAUACGAUGGCGAUGCAGCCAUAUCCGACUGUCAACAACCUCGUCCCUGCCGUUAUAGGAGCUCGCAGCAGCAUGAAGGGAGCCGCUUUCAUGCUACCAAUCCGGGCUGGUUUCAUGUCCGAGGUCAUGACCAAGUACGAUGAGUUCGUGUCUUCCAAUGAAGAUGCAGCACAUAGUCUGGUCGCCUGGGAGCUAUACGAUUCGGUAAAGGUCACAUCACUCGACAAUGGAAGCUACGCCAACCGGGGCUAUCAUCUCAACGGUCUCGUCAUGCCGACGUGGUUCAAGCAAGAGAACGACGCGGUCUGCCGACAGUGGGCUCGUGAUAUCAGCGAGAUGUGGAAGACUGAAUUGCAAAAGCAAGGUGAAGAGACUGGCGAGGGCGUCGACGGUGGUAUUGGGAGGCGAGGUCACAAGGGCGCUGUUAUGCUUUAUGGCAAUUAUGAUGAGAGUGACAUGACCAAGCGCGGGAUAGACAUCUUUGGAGAGAACUAUGAGAGGUUGCAGCAGCUCAAGGCGAAGUAUGACCCGAGCAAUAUGUUUGACAAGCUGUUUGCUAUCACGCCGGCGCCUGCAAAGCUGUAG